This is a messenger RNA of Ostertagia ostertagi, 2220 nucleotides long. Lineage: Eukaryota; Metazoa; Nematoda; Chromadorea; Rhabditida; Trichostrongylidae. The record is from the annotation of a GenBank genome assembly.
AUGAAAAUCGAAUUAAUGGCUUCAAUCAAGGUGCGAUUGUACCUGUCCUCCCGUGCUGAGAUGAAUGAUGUGAUCACCCGUGCCAAAGCGGCAGUGUUAGGCCUUCGAGUACCUUCACCAAAAGUAGCCGAACAGUCGCCGGUUCAUCAAGAGCCAGUGCAAGCAUGGCAGACUGCUACCUCGCCACUGCAACCGCAGUAUGCCUCAGCCCCCGUUCCUGAACAUCCAAUGAAGCCGUCAUCGUUUGCUCCCGAUCCUUCUGAAUUCAACAAGCCGCUUUAUAUGCGAGAGGUUGAGCGGUUGCCUGAAAUGAAAAUCGAAUUAAUGGCUUCAAUCAAGGUGCGAUUGUACCUGUCCUCCCGUGCUGAGAUGAAUGAUGUGAUCACCCGUGCCAAAGCGGCAGUGUUAGGCCUUCGAGUACCUUCACCAAAAGUAGCCGAACAGUCGCCGGUUCAUCAAGAGCCAGUGCAAGCAUGGCAGACUGCUACCUCGCCACUGCAACCGCAGUAUGCCUCAGCCCCCGUUCCUGAACAUCCAAUGAAGCCGUCAUCGUUUGCUCCCGAUCCUUCUGAAUUCAACAAGCCGCUUUAUAUGCGUUAUCCACCUGCACCCAUGGACGGUUAUCCACCCUCACAACCAGCUCAACAAAAUGCUCGUCCUCCAGUGCCACCAAGAGACGAGAGCAUUUAUGAGAGGAAAUAUCCUCCUGUUGAACCAAAACGAUUCCCUCCCGAAGUGCCUCAUAGACCGCCCUACAAUAGCGGUCAGCCGGAACAACGCCCAUCAGAUAGCGCGCCCAGAUUCUUUAGCGCACCUCCACGGAAUCCAAACUUGAAUCGCCCAAUGCCACCUGGAAUGCCUAUGCCACCUCGUGGCCUUCCAAAUCAGUCACCUAGAGAAGAUCAAAAACCAACUGGGCCGGGCAAUGACGUCAGCCAUGGGCCUCCUUCUAGGCCUCCAUACGGAGGACCACCCGGACAUCUUCGCGGACCUCCGGGACCACUGCAGUCCAGCCGAUCCAUGGAGGAUAACGCUGAUGCGCCAACAUAUGCUCAAGAGCGAUACAAUGGUCCAGUUGCAUUGCAACAAGAUGAUCGAAGAGCGCUUCCUGGAGGUCCGCGUGCAUUAUUCCCUCCUAUCAAUCGUCAAGAUGGACCUCCUGUCAAUGGUGGUGGUCCUCCUGGUAGACAACAGUCAGAUUCUGUUCGCCUUCCAGGAUCGUGGAGGGAAGACAAUGGACAGUCUUAUGGCGCAUCGUCGUGGCAGUCGAACAUGCAGAAGCCUGGUCCUAACAGCGGUCCACCGAUCCGUAAACCUCUGAUAAGCAAGCCUCCUUCAACGUACAGUGAUGACAAGCCGGCUAUACCGCCAGUAGGGCGAGCGGGUGGCCGUCCGCCACUUCCGCCACCCCAGCCAAUGAGGCAACCGCAACCACCGAUACCUAGAGCGCCUUUGCUAGGUCCAAACUUCGGUAGUGGGCCCAAUGCGACGAGGCCGACACCAACUAACCCAAAGUAUGUUGAAUUGAGUCGUCUACCGACAGAAAUGCUGCGUCCUGCUGUUCUGGAACAAUUUCUUAGGCCAUCUAUUCCUCUGCAGGUUUCCUCUGUGAAAGUUGUGUACAGCAGUCAAGGCAUUCACAUGAAUACGCUGGUUAGAUUUGACAACCCAGCUGAUGCUGAUGCUGUGCUUGAUAGGGAUGGAGAGUUGGGCAUUCGUGUUCGACCAUCAACGAAGGCCAUAUUUGAAGACGCAGUAGACGGACUUCCUCCGGCAGUGCUCAAUGCUUCGGAAGCAGUUGCGGAAAAUGUCGAUAACAAACGCGACUUGGAACAUACGCGACGUCGGUCGCGUUCGCGCAGUCGUGACAGGCGGCGCGGCAAGCGCGAUACAUCACCGCGUAAAAGGCAAAGAUCACGUACCCGAAGUCGCGAACGUCGUGCGGCUCGCCGCUCACGAAGCCGUUCAGCUCCAAAGCGAUCACGGCAGACCACGGGUUCGACCCGAUGGUGCCUGCAGUUAACGAACGUUCCAUUCCGAUGCACAGAGCAAGAGCUCAUUGGAUGGAUGUCGGAGCGAGUUAGACCGACCAAGGUAACUCGAACAUUUUAUGCGGAUGGAAACGCUUCCGAUCGGUGGAUUGCAGAAUUCGAGAGCGAGUCUCUGAUGGAGCGAGCUUUUGGCAUCAAACGACUUCUGAUUGGCCGCACAGUAAAGUGA